CUACAAUUUUGGGAAGCACCUAGUAACAUGACUUUUAUUAGGAAGAAAGACUUCUGAGUUCUGUACAUUUGUGCGUGCGGGGCUCAUUAUGUUACCACUAUGUGGUGUCUAGUUAUUUCACUGGUUAGUUAAUUUACUGGUUAGUUAAUAACAAGGUUAAAGGUUAGUUACCAAAGAUURUAUUUAAAUUAAUGUUAGUUAAAUAACUGGUUAGUUAAUUAAAUGUUAGUUAUUUAAAGGUUAGGUAAUAAAAAUGUUAGGUAAUUAAAGGUUAGUUCAGUAAAGGUUAGUUAGGGRGGAUGUGGCAGAGUGGUUAGGGGAGUCAUCCUGGAACCAGAAGGUCGCRGGUUUGAUCCCAUGUCCAGCUGUCRCAGUMYRUGMGUCCUUGGACAAGACAACCCCAGUACCUGUGAUGUCCCAUCAGUGUGUGAAUGUGAUUGGCUCUGAUGAGUCUCCACAGAUGAUUGUUAGCUCUGUAGAGAGCUCACAGGGUGAUGUGUGAAUGGGUAAAUGAGGACACAGAUGUGAAGAGCUUUGAGGGUCCUGGUUGGGUAGAAGGUUUCUAAAUAAAUACAGUCCAUUUACCGUUUAACUAAAGGUUCCUCAUCACGUCAUUAAACAGAACUCAUGUUCUGGUGUUUGGACUUACACCUCAGGAAGACUUCCUCUGGUCCCUCCUCUAUGUUUGGGUCUGGAUCCCCUCCCCCUUCCCCUCUCCUCCCUCUCUCCCUGCAGACCAAACCCCUCAGCUCUCCUCAGAGUCCUCUCAGACYGAUUCUGACCCGGACCAGAGUCAGACCUGCAGUUUUCCAGUCAUGUUGGACACCCUGACCUUCCUCCUGGAGCGCCUCUUCCUCCUGGCCCACAUCAAGCUGUCCAGCCUCCUGCCCCCCUCCACCAGAGCGACCACAGACCCCCAGCCUCCUCCCCGCUUCGACCCGGUUCGGUUCCAGAGGGGAGACCUUUUGGAAGUCCCCCGGACCCUCUUCACCCACUUUGGCAUCUAUCUGGGGGAGAACCGUGUGGCGCACCUGAUCCCGGACAUCCUGCCGGUCCUGACCUCUGACCUCCAGCAGAUCCAGCAGAUGGUCACCAACACCCGCCUCCUGCUGGGGGUCCUGUCCAAGCGGGCCAGCAUCCGGGUGGACUCCGUGGAGGACUURGCCUACGGAGCCGGGAUCCUGCAGAAUGCCAUGGACCGGGUGGUGGUCCAGAGCCCGCUGGUCGGGGAGGAUGUGGCCCGGCGGGCGGAGCUGCUGGUGGGGGGCGUGGCCUACAGCCUCCUGUGGAACAACUGCGAACACUUCGUCACCUACUGCCGCUACGGCUCGGCCCAGAGCCUGCAGACCCAGCAGUUCUGCGAGUUUCUGAAAUCCAUGAUCCGGGACCAGCGGCUCGUGGUCCUGACUGCUCUGUUGGGCCUCCUGUCCAUGGUGAGUCUCGGAUUGUCCUCCGGCACCACCCUGCUGUCCCUGCUGGUCCCCUUCACCCUGUGGAUGGCCAGCUAGGAUCCUCCUAGACCUCCUGCACCUGCAGUGUUGGACUGAGCCGAGUCCUGGUUUUGGACCAGGACCAGGACUUUAGCUGCUGUUCUGCAGCAAAUGAAGGUUUGAACUCUACAACAGGGACAUGAAACAGGUCAUAGGUUCUGGUGGUCCGACCCAGACCCUUCAGAGACUCUGCCUGGUUGGUGUUUUAUAAACCAACUGACCUCACGUGGUUCUGAUGUCACUUCCUGUUCUGAAAUCAAACCAGGUUUUGGUUCUUUGGUUCCUUUAAACCGUAUUUAAACCUGUUAAUCUUCAUUUAUUGACACAAACUGAUUGUUUAGCUUCUUCACAGUUUUCUCACUUUAUCACUUGAAUAAAUCAAGACUUUCUGAACCAAAGGACAGAAAACUUCAUUAAAACUGUAUUUUCAGCUGUAAACAGGUGACGUGUAAAUAUCUGUAAAUACCUGAUUUUGUAAAGAAUUUAUUUUUACAUUAUGGUAACGCUUUGUUUUUACUGUGUAAGUAAAAUAAAAAUAAUAAAGGACCAGCUGUGUUGUUUCAUGAG
This is a messenger RNA of Austrofundulus limnaeus, 2057 nucleotides long. RefSeq names its product lecithin retinol acyltransferase. Lineage: Eukaryota; Metazoa; Chordata; Actinopteri; Cyprinodontiformes; Rivulidae. The record is from RefSeq and is a predicted model, not a curated record. Gene Ontology annotation, biological process: retinol metabolic process; vitamin A metabolic process. Gene Ontology annotation, cellular component: rough endoplasmic reticulum. The transcript has 2 exons. Gene Ontology annotation, molecular function: phosphatidylcholine-retinol O-acyltransferase activity. The coding region runs from base 816 to 1508 and encodes 230 amino acids.